AUGAGAGGCACGAUAGCAAUCGAAGAAGCGAUCAUAGAUCAGGCUGGUGUUGAAGCCCAUAGCUUCGCCCAGUUCCAAAACUUGAUGAGGCCAGGUAGCGAUCAGACAACAGGGUUGUCAGCUCACGAAAAGAGGCUUCUCGAUAUCCAUGGAGAACGUCUGCAAAAGAUGGACGAGCAUGGCGUGGAAUACAUGCUACUCUCAUUGACAGCUCCCGGGGCCCAAGGCGAGCCAGAUGAAGCCAAGGCAAAGAAGCUGGCGUCAGUCGCAAAUGAUUAUCUUGCUGGUGAAGUCAAGAAGAACCCGCAACGCUUCGGUGCAUUGGCUGCACUGUCGAUGCACAAUGCCCAGGAUGCAGCAGACGAACUGCGGCGAGCAGUGAAAGAGCUAGGCAUGUUCGGCGGACUGGUCAAUGAUUUCCAAUCGAAGGGCGCAAAUGGGGAUGAGAAAGUUUACUUCGACACCCCUGAUUACGAUAUAUUCUGGAAGACUGUCGAAGAACUUGAUGUCCCGAUCUACUUUCACCCCCGAUAUGCCAUCCAGCAAGAUCUCCAAGCGGGAACAAAAUAUGGCGAUCGCAAGCAUUUGUUAGGUGCUGGUGUGCAAUUCCAUCUCGAUUUGAGUUGGCAUCUCUAUGCGGUCAUGUCUUCGGGGUUUCUUGACAAGUAUCCUAAGAUCCAGAUAGUAGCAGGACAUCUCGGUGAAGGUAUUCCGUUCAAUCUUUGGAGGGCCAGCCAUUGGAUCAAUCAUCCUUGGAAGAGAGGAUCAAGGCCGAUGAAGCAAGACUAUUCCUAUUAUUUCACCCACAAUGUGUCUAUCACGACAUCAGGGAAUUAUAACACUCGUGGACUGAAGUUCUGUAUUGAGGAAAUUGGAUUGGAUCGAUGUCUUUAUGCAAUUGAUACACCAUAUGAGACCGUGGAAGAAGGUCAGACUUGGUGGAAAGGUGUUGAUCUGCCUGAAGACCAGAAGGAGGCUGUAGGGAGAAUUAAUGCGAUCAGACUAUUCAAGUUACCUCUUGAGGUGUAA
Messenger RNA from Aaosphaeria arxii CBS 175.79, 1029 nucleotides. Its product is annotated as amidohydrolase-like protein 2. The transcript is spliced from 3 exons. Gene Ontology annotation, molecular function: hydrolase activity; carboxy-lyase activity. NCBI's taxonomy places the organism in Eukaryota, Fungi, Ascomycota, Dothideomycetes, Pleosporales. The coding region runs from base 1 to 1029 and encodes 342 amino acids. Gene Ontology annotation, cellular component: cytoplasm; cytosol. The record is from RefSeq and is a predicted model, not a curated record. Gene Ontology annotation, biological process: secondary metabolic process.